Messenger RNA from Trichechus manatus latirostris (Florida manatee), 2282 nucleotides. RefSeq names its product N-sulfoglucosamine sulfohydrolase (gene SGSH). The coding region runs from base 1 to 2043 and encodes 680 amino acids. The transcript is spliced from 13 exons. Lineage: Eukaryota; Metazoa; Chordata; Mammalia; Sirenia; Trichechidae. Gene Ontology annotation, biological process: heparan sulfate proteoglycan catabolic process; glycosaminoglycan catabolic process. Gene Ontology annotation, molecular function: N-sulfoglucosamine sulfohydrolase activity; glycosaminoglycan binding; N-acetylglucosamine-6-sulfatase activity. The record is from RefSeq and is a predicted model, not a curated record.
AUGCACCGGCCCCGGCCAGCCUGUUGCACGCUGCUGCUCGUCCUGGGGCUGUGCUCAGCGCACAGGGCGCGCGGCCGGAACGUGCUGCUGAUCCUCGGUGAGUGUCGCCCGCGCGAACCCGCCGCGAUCCCCUCCCUGCUGCCCCAGGCUCUACAUGGCUGCCUCCUUAGAGGAGAGGCAGGGGCGCCCUCCUACUGGGCAGCAGCUGGAGGGGACUCCCAGCAUCAGCACCCCCGCUCGGCCCCUGCUCUGAUCCAGAGCUCCCAUCCACCCCAGAGCGCUCCAUGUCAGAGUGCCGUCCUUCUGGCCAAGGCCACAGCCCCCACCCCACUCACCUCCCUCAGCCCCAGCCCCCCAGAACCCCAAGUUCCUCAGCACUUGCUGCUCACAGGACUUCCGGGUAACCCUGGCACCCCUGUCCGAUUCUCCCAGAGGCUCAGGGACCAGUGGCCGGCGGGGGGAGGGCCAGCCCGUGUAUCAUGCCCACCAGAGCGUCAUGCCUGCCAGGAGUCAGGCCCACCUGAGUAUCAUGCCCACCUGGGUGUCAUACCCACCCGAGUGUCAGGCCUGCCAGCGGAUGAUGGAGGCUUUGAGAGCGGCGCAUACAACAACAGCGCCAUCGCCACCCCACACCUGGACGCCUUGGCCCACCGCAGCCUGAUCUUCCGCAAUGCCUUCACCUCCGUCAGCAGCUGCUCUCCCAGCCGGGCCAGCCUCCUCACUGGCCUGCCCCAGCACCAGCAGGGCAUGUACGGCCUGCACCAGGACGUCCAUCACUUCAACUCCUUCGACAAGGUGCGAAGCCUGCCGCUGCUGCUCAGCCGGGCCGGCGUUCACACGGGCAUCAUUGGGAAAAAGCACGUGGGGCCCGAGGCAGUGUACCCGUUUGACUUCGCCUACACGGAGGAGAACAGCUCUGUCCUCCAAGUGGGCCGGAACAUCACCAGGAUGAAGCUGCUGGUCCGGAAAUUCCUGAAGUCACAGGACCACAGGCCCUUCUUCCUCUACGUUGCUUUCCAUGACCCCCACCGCUGCGGACACUCACAGCCCCAGUAUGGGGCCUUCUGUGAGAAGUUUGGCAAUGGGGAGAGUGGCAUGGGGCACAUCCCAGACUGGACCCCCCAGACCUACGACCCCCAGGACGUGCAGGUGCCUUACUUCAUCCCAGACACCCCGGCCGCCCGAGCCGACCUGGCUGCGCAGUACACCACCAUCGGCCGCAUGGACCAAGGGAUAGGCCUGGUGCUCCAGGAGCUGCAGGGAGCCGGUGUCCUGAAUGAUACCCUGGUGAUCUUCACAUCUGACAAUGGGGUCCCCUUCCCCAGCGGCAGGACCAACCUAUACUGGCCGGGCACAGCAGAGCCGUUGCUGGUGUCGUCCCCCAAGCACCCGCGCCGCUGGGGCCAGGUCAGCGAGGCCUACGUGAGCCUCCUAGAUCUGACCCCCACCAUCUUGGACUGGUUCUCCAUUCCCUAUCCCAGCUAUACCAUUUUCGGCUCAAAGACCGUGCAGCUCACUGGGCGGUCCCUCCUGCCGGCGCUGGAGUCAGAGCCCCCCUGGACCACCGUCUUUGGCAGCCAGAGCCUCCAUGAGGUCACCAUGUCCUACCCCAUGCGCUCUGUGUACCACCAGAACUUCCACCUGGUGCACAACCUCAACUUCAAGAUGCCCUUCCCCGUCGACCAGGACUUCUAUGUCUCCCCGACGUUCCAGGACCUGCUGAACCGCACCAGGGCGGGCCAGCCCACGGGCUGGUACAAGGACCUCCAUCACUACUACUACCGGGAGCGCUGGGAGCUCUAUGACCGGGGCCAGGACCCCCACGAGACUCAGAACCUGGCUGCUGACCCACGCUAUGCCCAGCUUCUGGAAGUGCUCAAGACCCAGCUGGCCAAGUGGCAGUGGGAGACCCACGACCCCUGGGUGUGUGCUCCUGAUGGGGUCCUUGAGGAGAAGCUCUCUCCCCAGUGCCAGCCACUCCACAAUGAGCUGUCCCUAAGUGGCGACUAUAAUUUUAUGGACAAAGCUCGCCCUUCCUUUUGAAGAGCCGAAGGAUGGAAACGCCACCACCGAGAGUAGAACAUUCCCACCCUCUGGCUUGGUUUAGUUCUACUUGGACAAGCACCAGUGUCUAUGACACAGAAAUUUCUUCUAGAAUGUUCCAUACCUACCCUGCCUCUACCUACCAUGGAAGCUUUACUGGAAACUCGACAAGUGGAGGCUCUCUCCCUAGAGUGGGUGGGAUCCCACCACCCUGCCCUCCCCAUCAACUGCAUGCUGGG